This is a messenger RNA of Acanthoscelides obtectus, 4904 nucleotides long. Lineage: Eukaryota; Metazoa; Arthropoda; Insecta; Coleoptera; Chrysomelidae. The record is from the annotation of a GenBank genome assembly.
AUGCAUCUAUGAUGAUCUCAAUAGUCAACACGUCAUUUUCAGUGCGCAUAUAAAAUGGAAUUGCUCAAAUGCGGUGCAUACAGUUAAUGAUUAGCAAUAGAUGCAGUUGCAGCUUAUUUACAUACAGGCUUGUAAAGUGCAUGUGAAGUGAUUGGAAAUAAUUUCUGAUAAACAUGGACUUAAGCAAGAUAAAUGAAAUUGCAGCUACGAGCUACACGAGUAAGCCGAAAAAGAGCCUGUACGAGCUACCGCUUAACCAAUACCAGACUGUACUUUCAAUAAGAAUCGUACAAGGACGUUUUGGACAGGUGCCGUUGGUGGAGCUACAAAAUUUUGUAGUGUUUCUACCAGGGAGAGCGACGGAAGUGAUCAUCGAAAACUUAGAAAGUUUCACUCCGGGACGUUACGCAAUUGCGUAUACAGGCAGCGUGCCCAGCUCUUUCGGGGAUAAUCAAGUUCACCAUUUUAAGCUUAAGGAUCUACACGAAUAAGUAAGAACACUUGUAUUAUAGGCUAAUAUUGUUAUUCUCAAGGUAAAGUAAUAUUGAUUUGUUUUACAUGAAAUUCAAUGGACCUUUCAGAACCAUUCAGUGAAUCAGUCAAAAAUACUGUUAAGAUUUUUAAAAAAGCUUAUGAAACUCUUACUGAAAAAAAAAAUGCUUCUGAAUCAGAUAAAAAACGCUGGAUAAAACUGAUUAAUGAAAAUUUAAUAAUUUUUCACAAAGCUCUUAAAAAUAAAUAUAUUAGUGUUAAUACACGAAAAGCUGUUCAUACUGGUGUGGUACACUUGAAAAGAUAUAAAUUUUUAUUAGAGUCCUUUCAUGUAGGUCGUGGUACAUUUAGUACGCCAAAAAGGGUUGUAUGGGAAGAUACUGAGUCAACCUUUGUUAGUCGAAUUCAUACUGGUGUUAUUAUAAAUUUAAAACAUGUUGAUAUACAUGAUUUUUUCCUUGAUGCGUUCAAUCUAUUCGAGCAUCAAAUACAAAAUAAAUUGUCCGUAAUGUCCAUGUUGAAAGUAAAUGGGACCUUUUGUGGUGAAUUUAUUAAGUCUUCGAAUGGUACAGAUAUCAAUGAUUUUAAAUAUUUCAAUACCAGAAAUGCUAUCAUUGAUCAAAGUACAAAUUUACAACAAUGGUACAAAGAUAACAUUGUUGAUAAAAUUUUGAACAAGCUAUCAGAAUUUCAAGAAAGAUUGAGUGGCUGGUCGUUAUUAAAGAUUAUCUCUUUAGAAAUUAAUAUAAAUAAAGUGGAAUUUGGUAACGUAAGUUCAUCAUACGUGAAAUUACCUACUCAAAUUGCUCGGAAAAAGGCGUGUAUCAAUAUAAAAAAUCAUAAUGAUAAUGCAUGCUUUGCCUGGUCUAUAAUAAGUGCCCUUUAUCCUGCUAAACGUCAUACUGAUAGAACCUCGUCCUAUCCUCGUUAUACGGAAGUUCUUAACUUAGAAGGGUUGGAAAUGCCCGUUCGCUUAAUAGAUAUAAGUAAGUUCGAGGAAAUGAAUAAAAUUUCUGUUAAUGUUUUUGGAGCUGAGUUGAUUGUACAGGAGAGUAAAUCUUUUUAUAACAUUGUACCAUUAAGACUCACUCAAAAAAAACUGUUAAAACAUGUCAACCUGUUAAUGAUACAGAACAAAUAUUAUCCCAAAUUAAAUGAUUUCGAACCGUUACCAUUGGAAAAUGAUGAUUUUAGCACAGAUGAUGAUGAUUUUGAAAUUACUUAUCAUUACGUGUAUAUUAAAAAUCUUGCUCGUUUAGUAAGCUAUCAAUUAAGUAAGGCUCACAGUAAGAAAUGGAUUUGUGAUAGAUGUCUUCAAUACUUCCAUACAGAGAAGCAGCUACAUGAACAUGAAAUCCACUGUCAAAAAUUGAACGAUUACAUAAUAUCAUUUCCUAAAGACACUAUCCUAAAAUUUAAGAACUUCCGAUAUGCGGAGAAAGUACCUUUUAUAAUUUACGCUGACUUUGAAUCAAUGUUACUACCAUUCAGUGAAACUAACAAAAAAUCAACAUUGUCGCAUAUGAUCAAAUAUCAAAAACAUGAAGCAUUCAGCGCCGGUUAUUAUUUCAAGUGCAGUUACGAUGAAUCAUUAUCAUUUUAUAAAUCCUAUCGCGGUAUAGAUUGUAUACAGUGGUUUUCAAAAGAAAUGGAGGAAAUGUCAAAGUUUGUUCAGUCAAAACUUCAAUUUGUUGUUCCAAUGAAUACAUACGUUGAUUUUAAAAAUGUUAGUUCGCAUUGUCAUAUAUGUAAGAAACCAUUCAAAGCUGACUCUAAAAUUGUAAGGGACCACUGUCAUCUGAGUGGUGAUUUUCGGGGAUUUGCUCAUUCUAAAUGUAAUUUAAAUUAUAAAAACUCAUUCAUAGUUCCAGUUGUGCUUCAUAAUUUGAGCGGUUAUGAUUCUCAUUUUAUAAUUAAGGACAUUGUAAAAUCUAAUCGAGUUGUUUUGCUUCCAUUAAAUAAGCAAAAAUAUAUUUCAUUCACUAUCCGAAACAAUGUAUCCGAUAUUGCGUUCCGUUUCAUAGAUUCCUUUAGAUUUUUGGCUGCAUCUUUGGAUAAACUUGUUAAUUUGUUAGAUAUCGGAGCUUUACACAUAUUAAAAAAAGAGUUUGGACACUUGAACGAUGAAAAGUUUGAGUUGCUAACAAAAAAAGGUGUAUUUCCAUACGAUUAUGUUGACUCAUGGCAAAAGUUGAAUGAAACAGAACUACCUAUACAUGAACUAUUUUACAAUAGACUAAAUGACACAAACGUUAGCAAUAACGAGUACCAACGUGCUAAAGAUGUGUGGACCAAUUUCGAAAUUCAGAACAUCGGACAAUAUAGUGAUCUUUAUUUGAAAACAGACAUUAUUUUAUUAGCAGACGUUUUUGAAAAUUUUAGACAAACUGCUCAUAGGACGCACGGUUUAGAUCCUGCAUGGUAUUAUACCCUACCAGGUUAUACAUUUGAUUGUAUGCUACGCUAUACCGGAUGUAAGAUUGAAAUUUUAAAAGAUGUUGAUAUGCUAUUAUUUGUAGAACGUGGCAUACGCGGAGGAAUCUCUCAAUGUUGUAAUAGGUAUUCAAAGGCUAAUAACAAAUAUCUACCGGAUUAUGAUAGCUCUGCACCAUCAACGUUUAUCAUUUAUUUGGAUGUUAAUGCAUUAUACGCAUUUGCUAUGACUCAGUAUCUUCCUUAUGCAGGGUUUGCUUGGGUGGAAAAUGUUGAUACGUUGAAUGUACAUGAUACUGCAGAUGAUGCAGAUAUUGGUUACAUACUCGAAGUAGACCUUGAGUAUCCAAAGUAUUUGCACGAUGAACAUAAAGAUUUUCCGCUAUGUCCAGAGCAUCGAGUACCACCAGGUUCAAAAUUAUCAAAAUUAAUGACAACUCUCUACGAUAAAACAAAUUACAUAAUUCAUUAUAGAAAUUUAAAACAAGCUUUAGCACAUGGCUUAGUUUUGAAAAAAGUACAUGUAUCUCUUCAACAAGCCCCUAUAUAUUGGAAUGACGAUUUUGGACAUUUCCAAAGUAUGCUUAUAUGACUUUCACUAUAAUUACAUGUUGAAAAAAUUCUCAUUAAAUACGUGUAAGACCCUGUAUAUGGACACAGACUCGAUGACGUAUGAGGUAAAAUGUGCAGAUUUUUAUAUAGACGUAAUCAAACAAGAUUGUUUUCAAUAUUUUGAUACCAGCGAUUAUCCAACAGAUAAUGUGUAUAACAUACCGUUGGUUAAUAAAAAGGUUCCGGGAAUUAUGAAGGAUGAAUAUAAAGGUAUACCGUUAACCGAAUUCGUUGGUCUCAGAUCAAAAAUGUACUCUAUAAAACGAUUAACAACGCCUAAGGAAAUAGAAGAUAUGCGGUUGAGUCUGCUUGAAAGUGGUUGUACUGGAGAUACUGCGGAAAUGAUCAUGUCAAAUAUAGGUGUUACUAAGAAAAUCAAAGGAGUCAAAAAAUCUGUAGUUGAUGCGAAAAUAACAUUUGAUUGUUACUUGAACUGUUUGAAAAAUUUAGAAGUGCAGUCAUUUAAUCAGAAUUUAAUCAGAUCUGAGAAUCAUAAUAUUUUUUCAAUUACGCAGUUGAAAAAAGCUCUCAGUCCAUACGAUGAUAAACGUUAUUUAAUCAAAAACAGUCAUGAUACUUUACCUUGGGGACAUUAUAGCAUAGCAUCAAACGAAGAAAUGUAACAUGUACAAUUUUAUUUUAGGUAUGAUAAGUCUUAGAGAAUUAUCACUUAAAAAAGUUGCAGAAUGUGUAAAAUCAAUCGUUACUUUUACUAAUGUGUCACCAUUACCAUGGACACUAACUGUGGAAGUUAUCAAGUGUUAUGCGAAUUUUAAAUGGACAAAAAUAUUGCUUGAAGCACACGAUAAUCCUUUAACAGAUAUUUUAAUUAUACAAGCAGUGGAGCAUACAAGGGAAAUACCUAGUGAAACCCAUAGGAAGGCACUUUUAUGUCAAGCAAAUUUUGAAGACAUAUAUAUUUUUCCAAAGUAUUGUGUUUGGGUUAACAUUUGUUACAUUCCAGAAUAUAAUUUAAGAUUAUGUUCGGGUUGCUGUAACGCAUUUAUGGUAGUAUUAGGCCACUGGAAUAAAAAAAGACCUACUGUUCUUCGAGACCAUUAUCAUAUAACAUUACAGGUUCAAGAAAUUCAUCGCUUAUACAGAUCUACAAAUAUGUACUGUCAAAAUGACUUUUUGGAACUAUUGUUUGGUUUGAAAGACGAAUAUACUUGUGUAAAUGACCUACAUAACUCGAUCAUUAUAAUAAUCAUCACCCAUAUGUUACGAGAUUUGUAGAUUCUGGUAACGAUGAUUCCGACAUUGACUUUUAAGAAUGUAUGUAAAUGUGCUUGCAUAUACUGCUAAACAUUGACUGUAUCAUAAAAUAUAUGUAACGAAAAUAAAAAUACGUUUUGCAAUAUGUCUGU